AUGAAGCCCAGUUGCCUUAGGUGCCAACGCCUCGGCUUCCAAUGCGAUUACUCGGUUCGGUAUAUAUGGAAAGUUGCAAAGCCGGGGUCACCAGCCGCCGAUCGGGAUAUUACCGUGUCUCGUGGGACCAAAUUUGUGCAGAGCUCGACCCCGAAAGCCCAGCCAUGCAUCUGCGGGGCUACCGAGCGCGGGGAAGAUGUGCUUCGUUUCUUCGCUUCAAGCGGUCACGUCCUUCUCCAUUGGUCCGACGCACCGGCCAACCCCCUCCUUGAUUCCUUGCUAUCGUUGAGCCAUAAGUAUCCAGCUAUCCGAGACGGCAUCGAUGCCCUGAUGGGAACGUACCAUGGUUACUGUUCUCUCGGCGUCUUAGCUCGGUUCGAUAGUGUUAUAACAGGCAUGAAGGCUCUAGUCGAUCCAGCUAUGUGGGCUAGUGACCCACUCGCAGUCCUCGUGGCAUCAGUCCUUUUGACCCAAAUCUCGAUGAGGGCUGGUUACCCAUGGACGGGUCAGCUUGCCCCUAUCCUUCCGCUAGCGUUGGCGUAUCGGGAAGCCAAUGCCGACAGCGUGGAGACUGGCUUCCACUACCUGGAACUCCUUGGCGGCCUUGAGAUGGACGCCUGGAUCGCCGCGAGGCAAACUAAGCCACUGCACAUUUGGUCGAGAUAUUGCAUGGGAAGACAAGGAAUCGAGGCCUCCACGGCUCUUCCGCGACCACUCCUUGACUUGAUUUCCCGUGUCUCGCGUCAUGAGGACGUUUCACAUGAUCUAUUCGGCUACGCCAAUGGCCUGGCAAAGAGAAAUGAUUUUCAAGCUCUCCACUGGCGGACCUAUGCGUUAACGGCUAUUCUACACCUCCACGGCCUAAUCAUAACGCAGUAUGACGCGAAAGAGACUACUGAGCAAUUACUGAUCGUAGUGCGUCAGCUGAUAGAAAUCCUGGAGACCAAUCGGAACCACAACAUCCGAAUCCUGGUCUGGCCGAUCUAUGUGUUGGCGCAGAACGUGCUAGAAGAGGAGGAUAUGAAGUUUAUUGCUAAAUUCAUCCGGAGGAUCUCCGAGACCCACGGCAACGCCCGGCUGCUUUGUGAAGCGAUAGGACAAUAUUCACCUCGCAUGUCUGUUCUGAUGUCGGGUAUUGGUAGAUUGACAUCCUUGCCCGCAGAUUUCUCCAGCAGCGGAGUUGAACUUGGGUUGUGGUGA
This is a messenger RNA of Scedosporium apiospermum, 1200 nucleotides long. RefSeq lists its product as uncharacterized. The record is from RefSeq and is a predicted model, not a curated record. Lineage: Eukaryota; Fungi; Ascomycota; Sordariomycetes; Microascales; Microascaceae. Bases 1 to 1200 code for a protein of 399 amino acids. The transcript is spliced from 3 exons.